UGUACGGCCAGUCAGUCGGUCACUCUGUAAAUGCUUGGAGUUGUACUUAAGAAUCGAUCUCAUCACACAAGUAUCGAUCAAUACCCAAUACCAACGUUAGUAUCGAUAUUUUAGAUCGAUCCGCCCAGCCCUAAUUCAAACUAUAGGAACACGGAAGUAGCAACUGUUUGGACGAGAAUGCACGUCAGUGGUACCUCCCAAGUACGCACUUCUUGGCACGAGAAACGAGUCCUUGCAGGAAGUCGAAGUAUAUGGAGAGAUAUGGGCGUGAUUUGUAGCUGGAUCGUUGUUGUUUCCUGACCUGCUGUAAGUGUCCGUUAUCAGAGGUUAGUGUUUCUUUAUCCAUCAGUAACUCAGCAACAGCUGCGAGCGUCUAAGAGAAAUCUAGAUAGACUGGACACUUAUAGUUAAUCUAAGUAGGUGAGAUGUCAGGCUUCUGUGGUCUGCUGACUUCCCAGAGAGAAGCAGUUCCUCUGAAGAGCAUCGAGGUGGAGGUGGAGGUGAGGGACCAUGUGGCUACAGUGGUCUCCACUCUAAACUACGAGAACAAUGAGGACAAACCAAUCGAGGCUGUUUUUGUCUUUCCUCUGCCUGGAGACGCUGCUGUCUGUCAUUUCAGUGCCAAGAUUGGUCAGACACAGAUCGUAGCUGAGGUGAAGGAGAAACAGCAGGCUCGUGAGGAGUAUGAUGAUGCUCUGAGCUCUGGUCAGCAAGCCUUUUUAUUGGAGGAGAGUGAGCAGAGUCCAGAUAUAUUCACUCUGAGUGUGGGCAGUCUGCCUGCAGGAGAGAGCGCCUCCAUCAGGCUGGAGUAUGUCACUGAGCUGGCUGUGCAGGCCGAUGAUGGGCUGAGGUUUUGUCUGCCUGUUGUGCUCAACCCUCGCUAUCAACCUCAAGGCAGUGACGGUGCCAGCGUCCAGGUGACCUCUGUUCCAGCCUCUCUGGUGCCCAAGAGUCUGUCUCUCUCUGCCCGAGUGUCCUCUCCUCGUCCAAUCUGUAAAGUAGAGUCCAGCUGUUCCCUGGACCCUCUGCAGUACCUGAACACAGAGCAGACCCAGGCCACUGUCAAGUUGGCUGAAGGACACAAGUUUGACAGAGAUGUUGAGCUGCUGAUUUAUUACAAAGAUGCUCACCAGCCCACUGCUGUGGUGGAGGCAGGACAGGCGUCUGCAGAACCUGGGACUCUGAUGGGCGAUCCAGUAGUGAUGCUGAGCCUGUACCCCGAGUUCCCCCAGUCUAUGACGUCUUCACUCGCCUCAUGUGGAGAGUUUGUGUUCUUACUUGAUCGGUCUGGAAGUAUGGAUUAUUCCAUCAAUAACAUCAUGCGUCAAGAAACUCGAAUUGGCAGUGCAAGGGAUACUCUACUGCUCCUGUUGAAGAGCUUACCAAUGGGCUGCUACUUCAACAUCUACAGCUUUGGCUCCAACUAUGAACACAUCUUCCCUAACAGUGUGGAGUACAACCAGAAGACAAUGGCAAAGGCACUGAAGAAAGUUGAGGAGAUGGAUGCAGAUCUUGGAGGAACAGAAAUCCUGGAGCCCCUCGAACAUAUUUACAGUUGUCCCAUCAUUCCUAAUCAUCCUAGACAGAUCUUUGUCUUUACUGAUGGACAGGUGUCCAAUACCAAAAAAGUGAUAGAUCUGGUGAAGCAGAAUUCAGACUCCCACAGGUGUUUCUCUUUUGGGAUUGGAGAAGGAGCCAGCUCUGCUCUUAUCAAUGGGUUGGCCAAGGAAGGAGGAGGUCACGCUCAGUUCAUCACAGGGACUGACAGGAUGCAACCUAAAGUGAUGCAGUCACUGCGAUAUUCUCUGCAGCCAUCAGUGAAGGACAUCUCAGUCACAUGGGAUCUGCCACAGGGAGUGUCUGUCACUGAUCUCUCUCCACCAAUUACAGCACUAUUCCAUGGUCAAAGGUCACUGAUUUAUGCCCAGCUCACUGGGGAGAGCUCAGAGGCAGCAGAGGGCAGUGUAACACUGAAGUACACUUUGGCAGGUCAUCUUUCUCAGAACCAGCUGCACUUUAGUCUCAAACCUACAGAGGACACGGGAUUAACCCUGCACAGGUUGGGUGCUCGGAGUCUGAUUCGCUCCCUGGAGAUUAAUUUCAGGGGGCAGCCAAAUGAGGGAGUGGAGAGGAAGAUGGUUGAGCUUAGUGUCCAGUCAGGAGUCAGCAGCUCCCUCACUGCUUUUAUUGUGGUCCACAAAGACAGUAGUGAGCCGAUUAAAGGACCUCUGCUGUAUGUAGUAGAUAAUCCAGCAAGCUGUAUCAAUGCCAGUUGUGGCUUAUUUGAUAGCUCUGAUGAUUAUUCACGCAUCAGCAAAAUAGGAAGGACCGUGAACAAGAAAGUAAAAUCAGUUUUUAGCAGAGUUGGCAGCUACUUAAAGCUCAGUCGGAGGGCCUCGCCUCCGAGAAAAGAAAUGUCUCAAUGUAGUGCUGCUAUCGUCAAACCCGAGGAGACACUCAAAGACCCUUUGCUGCAGUUGGUUUCCCUACAGGAGGCGCGUGGCUGCUGGCUGCUUGAUCCGAUGUUGGCAGCUGCUCUGGGAAAGACCAGCAAGGAGCUGGAAAACAGAAAGCCCUCCAUGGUAAAACAGGAAGUGUGGGCCACCAUUUUGGCUCUGAUCUGGCUUCAUGGUUUCAAGAUGGAUAUGAAAGAAGAGUGGGAACUUCUGGCUCUUAAGGCUGUGUCAUGGCUCCGUGCUCAGAAUGCACCAUGUGUGGCAGAGUGUGUGGAAGCUGGAAAUGCGCUGUUGGGUUGUGAGGUGCAGAAAGAUCUAGUUGGGCUCUGAGGUUUUCAUUUCAACUAGUGAUUGAGAACAUUAACUCCUCUUGAAAAUGUGUACUGAUUUUAUAUAUUAUACGUGAUAAUCAGGCUCAUUUAUUACUAUAUAUUAUUACUUCCUGGUUGUCCUCAAUGAACAUACCACAAGACUAUCUCUUUUUUAUGUUUUUAUAUACAGUCUGUGUUGUAAUCGUGGAAUAGCUUAAGUCUAAAUUGCAGAAUACGACUACUUUUUAAGGUUGAAUAGAUACUUCAUGAAAACACAUGAAAGUGUGUAGUAGCACUAGCGAAGUGAGAGUGUCAACCAGAGGCAGUGCCAGGAUUGAGAUCGUGGGUGGGCCUUGAGAUCACUGUCUGGGCACCAUGCGCAUGAAAUACAAGUGUCCCUGUGUAUUAUCUCUGCCUGCAGUGCUGACAGAGAUAAUGCAACUUUGUGGCUUGUGUCACUCGCUGUCCAUGGUGCUGAAGUGGACAGAGACCUUGACCUUAACCUUAACUCGUUUUUUCUCUGUAACACUCACUACACUACACAAAAUCAAAGUCCAAAACCCGGAAAAACAUAAUUCUUUGUCCAUUGAUUUAACCAGUGUAAUGUAGGUAAUGUCUUUAAAGAGCAGCAAAACAAUUAGACAAAGCUGCUGAAACAGCACCGAAAAAAAAAAAAUCCUCAGAAGAAUUAGGCUAUACAUGAAAAAGGGAAUGAUGGGAGGGUGGGCUGGGUGGCAGGCUCAUCUUUAGAUGACAGGUCUUGAGGAUCCGGUUGCUGCACAACCCUGCCACAUAUAACACAAAACUCUAUAAUAAAUGCACAACCUCUGCUGCUGUAGGCUUUUAUUUUUCUACCUACUUAACCUAUUUGCCUUUAUAUUGCUGCUGCUGUGAAUUAUCUUGCCGGUACAACAGCAGUUACGGCAGUUUCCACCUACUUCUUCAUGCUGUGCUUUUUUUAAAACUAAAAUUAGUUAAGCAGAUUUUGCUUACUUUGUUUUGACAGCAUUAUAUCGUGUAUAAUCGCUAACUAGCCUCAGAUUAUGCGCCUGGUUGAAAUCGGCAGUCUAUGGUUGACACUACUACUCGCGGGAAAACGAACUUGUUAAUUUCACAUUAACAUGCCUGUAAUGAUGCAGCCAAUAAGAGUCAACACACGUGGGGGAGAAGGAUUUUUGACUCAGGUUAGAUGAACAGUGUUAAUGUUAGAUUUAAAAGAGUCUUCUGAUUGGCCGGUCCUCUUAUGAAAGGCUAUCUUAUGGCACGUGGUGCCACAUCAUUUGUGGACUUCACAGACCUAGGUAUCUUUGUUUAGUUGUUAUUCUAUAUAAUUUUCUUUUUAGAUGUAUAACAUUCAGAAAGACAAGGCCAAAACAAUGUCUGUGGACAAGAGUCCUUUGAGUCCACUUGUUGCACCAGGUCUAACGCCACCUUACCUCCAAUACCGCUUGUGCUACAGUGACUUAACACGUUGAAUUAUUGAUGGAGUGCUACGAAAAGUCCUUAUGUCGGGUCUAUUUUGUGCUUUUUUACUCUUGCUAUAAUUGCACUGCACUUUGUCCGUCAAACAUACAGCCACAUUAUUAUUAUUAUUAUUAUUAUUAUUUUUUAUCUGAAACUGAGGUUUAAACUAGACCCAUAUAAGUAUAUGAUUGAUUAAAUUAAUUUCUAUUUAAAACACUGGACUAUGUCAACCCUUCACCACUGUAUUUCAAAAGCUGAAUAAUGAGUCUUUAUGCACCUUAAGUUAGCACGACUCAUUUUAGUCAUGCUAGUAACACUUAACACUGUUUGUUGCACCGCAGUGAUAAUGUACAGUCUCUUGCGGGAGGGAGUUUGAACUCAUUUUGUUUUAUUAAUCCCCUUAGGGAAAGUAUUCCUCUGCAUUUGACCCAUCCUAGAAUUAGGAGCAGUGGGCUGCCACACUGAGUAGCGCCCGGGGAGCAUUGGGGGUUGGGUACCUUGCUCAGGGGUACCCUAGCCCUUUUUUAGCCGGGUGGUGAUUUGAACCAGCGAUCUUCCGGUUACAAGUCAAGUUCCAUUUCCACUUGGCCAUGGGCUACCAUACUUGGCCAUGGGCUGCCAUUAUCAGCUUCUCUUUUUUCAUUUUGUAUGAAAUAUUGCUCAAAUGUUCUUAAAAAGUAUUUUACUUGUUCCUUUGUAUGUUGUGUAUUGUGGCACAUUUGUAUAUGCAGUCUUGUGGCUAUAAGUAAAACCUUAAAUCUC
Solea solea (common sole) is the source of this 4993-nucleotide messenger RNA. Its product is annotated as von Willebrand factor A domain-containing protein 5A-like. NCBI's taxonomy places the organism in Eukaryota, Metazoa, Chordata, Actinopteri, Pleuronectiformes, Soleidae. The transcript has 20 exons. The record is from RefSeq and is a predicted model, not a curated record. Bases 426 to 2786 code for a protein of 786 amino acids.